ACGGCCUGCAGGUAUUCUCCAUGCUGGUGGUCCUACAGACCUCCGUCUUCACUGGCAUCUUCUUCCUCGUCCUCAUGCUCAGCAUCGCUGCCGAGCUGCACGUGCUCAACGACAGCAUUGCCGGGAACAGCGGGCAGGAGUCGAGCUCUCCCAGGGGACAAUGCAGUUUGCCCGCGAUGGAAAGCCACCGUGCUCCUGAAGUAGAUGCUGCAAACGAUGGCACAGUCACCAGUUUUGAGAGAAGCUACUUGCAGAGACAGAUGUAUUGCGGCUUGGCGAACAACAUUCGGCAUCAUCAGUUGAUUAUAAGAUGUGUCAAGGAACUGGAGGCUAUAAUGAACCUGCCCAUCUUCGUUCUUUUGUUUCUACACAUGGUGAACAUCUGCGCACAGAUCUUCGUCACCUCUCUCCUGUUGCAGAAGGACAAUGACUCGACAACGCUUUUCAAGGUGUUGUUCACGCUGCCGAUUUAUCUGUAUGAGACUGGACUUUACUGCGUGUUUGGUCAAAUCAUUAUCGACCAGAGCGAUCGGCUGUCCAGCUCGGCCUACAGCGGCACCUGGCUGCAGGGCGACGUGCGUCUUCGGAGGGCGCUGCUGUUGCUGACGUCACGUGCCGUCCACCCCCUCACUAUAACCGUGGGCAAGACCUACACGCUUUCCAGGCACACCUUUCUCCAGAUUCUUAAUGGCUCGUACUCUCUCUUCAACAUGCUGUAUCAAGUGCAAGGCAACAAGUGAAGGAUGUAAUCUGGAAGAAUAGACAUUGUCGUAAUGGACCUACCCUCAGCUCAUGAAAUAUGAAAAGACAACCACAUUACUAGAAAAUGCAUGCACAGCCACCAGCAGGUUGGGGGCAGCCUCCGACAAGUCAUAGUACCAA
Messenger RNA from Schistocerca gregaria, 882 nucleotides. Its product is annotated as odorant receptor 43a-like. Gene Ontology annotation, molecular function: olfactory receptor activity; odorant binding. Gene Ontology annotation, cellular component: plasma membrane. Bases 21 to 740 code for a protein of 239 amino acids. The transcript is spliced from 5 exons. Gene Ontology annotation, biological process: detection of chemical stimulus involved in sensory perception of smell; sensory perception of smell. The record is from RefSeq and is a predicted model, not a curated record. Lineage: Eukaryota; Metazoa; Arthropoda; Insecta; Orthoptera; Acrididae.